AUGAAGGUCUUCAUUCUUCUGGGUAUGGUAGCUUUUGCUGCUUCGAGCAGCUUUGAGUCCUAUGAAUACCGACCACCAAGGUUCCAGCGUUCGUCUGAGGAGUCCUACGAGUCAGGCGAGGCCAAGUACAACUUCAACUGGGCCGUGAGUGACGAUUCCUCAAGCAACGAGUUCGGACAUCAGGAGGCCCGUGACGGCGACCACACACAGGGAUCCUACUACGUGCAGCUCCCCGACGGCCGCCUGCAGACCGUCAAGUACUUCGUGGACGGCGACUCCGGUUACGUGGCCGAAGUCAGCUACGAGGGCGACGUCUCCUACGAAUCAGCUUCCUUUGAAUCCCGAGAGUACAGGCCUCCCAGACCUCGCUAUUUCUACGACUCCAACGAAUCAAAAUAA
Penaeus indicus is the source of this 399-nucleotide messenger RNA. Its product is annotated as pro-resilin-like. NCBI's taxonomy places the organism in Eukaryota, Metazoa, Arthropoda, Malacostraca, Decapoda, Penaeidae. Bases 1 to 399 code for a protein of 132 amino acids. The transcript is spliced from 3 exons. The record is from RefSeq and is a predicted model, not a curated record. Gene Ontology annotation, cellular component: extracellular matrix.